Messenger RNA from Etheostoma cragini (Arkansas darter), 438 nucleotides. RefSeq names its product scavenger receptor cysteine-rich type 1 protein M130-like. The annotation marks the transcript as partial. Gene Ontology annotation, cellular component: membrane. The transcript is spliced from 2 exons. The record is from RefSeq and is a predicted model, not a curated record. Lineage: Eukaryota; Metazoa; Chordata; Actinopteri; Perciformes; Percidae.
UCUGGAUCAGGGACUUGUUGUUCUGGGUCUGGGGUCUUUUCUCUCUCUCUGUUAUCUUCUAUCAUCUCUCCAGACUCUGUCAGGCUGGUGAACGGGACCAGUCUGUGCUCAGGCAGACUGGAAGUGAAGACUAACCAGUCUACCCAGACCUGGUCCUCAGUGUGUGAACAGGACUUUGACCAGCAGGAUGCAGAGGUGGUCUGCAGGGAGCUUGGCUGUGGGGCUCCUUCAGUCCUCCAGGGGGCGCUCUAUGGAGACGUGGAGCCUCCAAUGAGGACCAAAGAGUUCCAGUGUGGAGGCCAUGAGUCUGCUCUCCUGGACUGUAGAAGCUCAGGCUCAGAUAGAACCACCUGCUCACCUGGAAAAGCUGUUGGACUCACCUGCUCAGAGCCUGUCAGGUUGGUGGGGGGGGCCAGUCGCUGUGCAGGGACACUGGAG